Molecule: messenger RNA, 920 nt
Organism: Heterocephalus glaber (naked mole-rat)
Lineage: Eukaryota; Metazoa; Chordata; Mammalia; Rodentia; Bathyergidae
Product: cytochrome c, somatic
Molecular function (GO): heme binding; electron transfer activity
Source: RefSeq, a predicted model, not a curated record
AUGGGUGACACUGAGAAAGGCAAGAAGAUUUUUGGUCAGAAGUGUGCCCAGUGCCACACUGUGGAGAAGGGAGGCAAGCACAAGACGGGCCCAAAUCUCCAUGGUCUGUUUGGGCCGAAGACAGGUCAAGCUGCCGGAUUCUCCUACACAGACGCCAACAAGAACAAAGGCAUCACCGGGGGAGAGGAUACAUUGAUGGAGUACUUGGAGAAUCCCAAGAAGUACAACCCUGGAACAAAAAUGAUCUUCACUGGCAUUAAGAAGGGAGAAAGGGCAGAAUUAAUAGCUUACCUCAAAGAAGCUACUGAUGAGUAAUAGUCACUGCCUUAUUUAUUACAGAACAGAAACGUCUCAUGGCUUUUUUAUGUGUACCAUAAUUUAAUAGAUCUCAUACACCAGAAUUCAGAUCAUGAGUGGCUGACAGAAUAUUUUUUGUUGGACAGUCCUGAUUUAAGUAAAAUUGGCUUAUAGUUAAAUGGAUAUCUUUUUUUUCAAGCUUUGAUAUUAAUUCCAGUUCAGUAAAUACUAUCACUGUUUUCCCUUUCUAAAAAUAUGGUUGGACUUGAUUAGUAAUGUUCGACUUCUCACAAAGAUGGAGAAUGUUAUCUCAAAACCUAGUGGAGGUUGGUUUUAUAUUUAGAUUUCUACAUAUAACUGGUUGUGUGAAUAUGUUUAAAUACCAGGGAAAUCCUUCACUGUCUCACAACCAAGCAAGACUCCUGUUUCAAUUUGUUUAUUAGCUUGUUAAAGACAGUGGUUGAAGACCAGGAAGGAACAUCUAUAUUUUUUAUCUUGACUAUGCCAAUUUAAUUAGAAUUCCCUGUAUCUAAAGACUGAUGCCUUUUACUUACUGAAAGGCAUUUUAGUUUGGUGUAUGUAUAAUACUAAAUAAAGGAUAUUUAACACUUCUCACCUUUUAU